CACGCCCUCGCCGCCAUGUCGUCCGCCACCGCCGCCGCCACCGCCACCAUCGCCGCCGCCGCCGCGAAGCUCGCCGCCACCCCCGCCCCCGCCCCCUCCCGGCGCCGCCUCACGCUCCGCGGGAACCCCACCGCGCGCCGCUGCGUCGCCGCGAUGGCCGUGUCCACCCCCAGGUCGGCCGCCGCCGCCGCGUUCCUCGAGCGCCGCGAGUCGGAGCGCGCCCUCCACUUCGUCAAGUACCAGGGCCUUGGGAACGACUUCAUCAUGGUGGACAAUAGGGAUUCGGCCGUGCCGAAGGUGACGCCGGAGGAGGCGGCGAAGCUGUGCGACAGGAACUUCGGCGUCGGCGCCGACGGUGUGAUCUUCGUCAUGCCGGGGGUCAAUGGCGCGGACUACACCAUGAGGAUCUUCAACUCGGACGGCAGUGAGCCGGAGAUGUGUGGCAAUGGAGUCCGUUGCUUUGCCCGGUUUAUAGCUGAGCUUGAAAACCUACAGGGAACACAUAGCUUCAAAAUUCACACUGGCGCUGGGCUAAUCAUUCCUGAAAUACAAAAUGAUGGCAAGGUAAAGGUUGAUAUGGGCCAGCCCAUUCUCUCUGGACCAGAUAUUCCAACAAAACUGCCAUCCACCAAGAAUGAAGCCGUUGUCCAAGCUGAUUUGGCAGUUGAUGGCUCAACAUGGCAAGUAACCUGUGUUAGCAUGGGCAAUCCACAUUGUGUCACAUUUGGCACAAAGGAGCUCAAGGUUUUGCAUGUUGAUGAUUUAAAGCUUAGUGAUAUUGGGCCUAAAUUCGAGCAUCAUGAAAUGUUUCCUGCCCGCACCAACACAGAAUUUGUAGAGGUCCUGUCUCGCUCACACCUCAAAAUGAGAGUCUGGGAGCGUGGUGCUGGUGCGACGCUUGCUUGUGGAACCGGUGCUUGUGCAGUAGUUGUUGCAGCUGUCCUCGAGGGUCGAGCUGAACGGAAAUGUGUAGUUGAUUUGCCUGGUGGACCAUUGGAAAUCGAAUGGAGGGAGGAUGACAAUCAUAUUUACAUGACUGGUCCUGCAGAGGCUGUCUUCUAUGGAUCUGCUGUUCACUAGGUACCAGGGACCAAGCUGGAAAAGUUUACCGCAACUGGGAGCCUGAGAGAUUGAGUAUAAGGUCUAUCAAAUUGGUGUUUUGGUACCAGCACAACCCCUCUUGAUUCUUAAUUGCGCCUGUGGCCUGCUUACUAUGGGCAGAAUUACGGGGUUCUUUCAAACAAAUCUACUAUUUUAAAUCUUUUCUGCUUCUUUAGUUUGUCAGGUUUGAACCCUAUAUUGGUAGUAAAUCUCUCCUACUUUUUUUUUGUUCCUUCCUUUGGCAAUAAACCCUUGCUGUCUUAAGUGCAUAACUGCAUGUGCAUUUGAGUUUUUUGUCUACAGAUAUCCUGAUUUACUACAGAAUGAUUGAGCAUGUGUGUUAUUUGGCAAGAUGGUUGUUGCCUGCUCCCAGGAAA
Messenger RNA from Oryza sativa Japonica Group (Japanese rice), 1478 nucleotides. NCBI's taxonomy places the organism in Eukaryota, Viridiplantae, Streptophyta, Magnoliopsida, Poales, Poaceae. The record is from RefSeq and is a predicted model, not a curated record.